This is a messenger RNA of Endocarpon pusillum Z07020, 1023 nucleotides long. RefSeq lists its product as uncharacterized. The transcript is spliced from 3 exons. Bases 1 to 1023 code for a protein of 340 amino acids. Gene Ontology annotation, molecular function: hydrolase activity. Lineage: Eukaryota; Fungi; Ascomycota; Eurotiomycetes; Verrucariales; Verrucariaceae. The record is from RefSeq and is a predicted model, not a curated record.
AUGACACAGAAGCCUACAUCCAUCUAUCCAGACCUGCAGCAAGAGCUUACUCCAACAUCCUCGGGUUCCACAAUCUGUAGCUAUUCCUAUCCAAAAGGGAAAGAAGACCCAAUUGCUGUUCUAAUUCAUGGCUAUCCUCAAUCCGCUUAUAUGUAUGUACCUCUCAAUGCAUCCGUUGCUAUGACGCUGAUGGGAAUUGAGCUUAUUCCGGAAUUGAUGCCCCAUGCUUCGCUUUUCGUGCCAGAGCUACCAGGCUACGGCGUAUCCAGUCUUCCUUCUACAGGUCAACACUCCAAACGAGCAGUUGGUGGCGCCAUCCUCGAGGCCCUUACCUCAGUGUUCAACGUCCAAAGCAGCACAGAUGGUGCGCGAAACAUCAUCCUAAUAGGCCAUGACCGAGGAGCGCGAAUCGCUCAUCGUCUAGCAGUCGACAGCGACAACGCCGGAGCUCCGCAUCUGAAGAUCAACAGCGUAGUGCUGAUGGACAUCGUGCCCACCAAAGUCCAGUGGGAAGCAUUCGCAAAUCCACAAGCCUGCGCAGCUUACUUCCACUGGCCAUUCCUGGCGAAUGUAGGUCAAGCCACCAAGAUGAUUCAAGCCUACGGUGGCGAUCAGUGGUGUCGAGACCUCAUUCAGCGUGCCCAAGGAUCGAGUCCGGAAGUUCAAGCUUCCUCCGCGGCAGAUGGGGCACACGAUGUCUACGCUGCAAAUUUCAAGAAGCGAGAUGCUAUUGUAGGAAGUUGUGAAGAUUAUCAGUGUGGAAGUGUGCAGGAGGUGAGUGAACAGACAGAGGAUAAUGAACGUGGGCGGAGGAUCAACGUCCCUACCCUAGUUGUAUUCUCAGAGGAGAAACUGGGAACCAUGCAUAAUGUGGCCGGCAGUUGGAAAGAUUGGAUUGCUGAAGGUGUACAUUAUCAAGCUAGGGGUAUUGGUGGUAAGAAAGGCCACUAUUUGCCUGAGGAGGCUCCGGAGCAGAUUGCGCAUCUCGUACUACAAUGGAUGCAGACAGGCAGUGUCGAAUGA